This is a messenger RNA of Racocetra persica, 339 nucleotides long. NCBI's taxonomy places the organism in Eukaryota, Fungi, Glomeromycota, Glomeromycetes, Diversisporales, Gigasporaceae. The record is from the annotation of a GenBank genome assembly.
CAGCGGUUAAAAUUGAUGUUGACAAUUGUCCGGCCGAUUUAGGGCUCCUUCUUUACCACUUUCACGAAGUUUUAGAAGGUCGCGGCCAAGAUUUUUCCCAACAAUUAUCGAGAAAAUCAGAUGAAAAUAUUUCCAAAAUGAGCAAGGAAAUUUUUGAAAAAGUUGUGACAAAAAUUUCUAAUUAUGAUUUGUUUCCCGAAAAAGCAGAAGAAGGAGAAAACAUAAAUCAACUUGCCUUAAAAUUACUGAAAAAAAUAAUUCAGGAUUUAGAGGCGUUUGAAAGUGAUAAAACGGCUAAUGGUGGUAAAAAUAGUUAUGCUUGGCGUAAAUUAGGAGCGG